UCCGCACCCACGAUGCACCGCGAUCAAUCGCGAACAAUCGCGAAUAUAUCGCGAUCCGUAAUCUUCCUGCCCUUUCCUUUCUCAACUUUUCUCAUUCUUUCCCCAAACCCACCACGAUUUGUCUCGACCUAUCCGGAGCGGGGAUUUUCGCGGAUAAUGGCAGAAGAAGAAUUUGAGGAAAAGGAGUACCGUUGGGAAACUGGUUACGAAAAAACAUGGGAAGCAAUUAAGGAAGAUGACCAUGGUCUGUUGGAAGCCUCUGUCGCAGAUAUUAUUCAUAAUGCCAAGAGAAAACGUCAGUUGGAAAGAAAACAGGGUGCCAGAUUAGGAAUGAUGAGGCAUCUUUAUAUCAUCUUAGAUGCUUCGGAAUCAAUGUCUAAUCAAGAUUUGAAACCAACUCGUUUUCUGUGUUCUCUAAAGCUUCUAGAAGAUUUUAUCGAAGAAUUUUUCUAUCAAAAUCCUAUAAGUCAAUUAGGUGUAAUUAUAACUAGAAAUAAAAGGGCUGAGAAAAUUAGCGAUUUGGCUGGUAACUCAAAGAAGCACAUUAAGGAAUUGCAAAUUUUGCAACAAACUGUAGUAGGCGGUGAGCCUUCUUUGCAAAAUUCUUUAGAAUUGGCAACAAAGUUAUUGAAAUUAUUACCGUCGCACGCUAGUAAAGAAAUAUUGGUAAUUAUAGGAGCUUUGACUACAUGCGACCCUGGAGAUAUCAACGAAACAAUAAGAAAUAUGAAAUUGGACAGUAUUAGAUGUAGCGUAAUAGGAUUGGCCGCUGAAUUAUACAUCUGUAAACGAAUGGCAAAUAUUACCGGUGGCGAACAUAGCGUUGCGCUCGAUGAUAAACAUUACAAGGAGCAAUUGAAUGCACAUAUAGAUCCUCCGCCUGCUGCAACGCGAUUAGAUGCAGCGCUUGUGAAAAUGGGAUUUCCUCAUCACGCUCUACACUCUAACGCACCAGAUACAUCUAUAACAGUAUGUAUGUGCCACGCACACAAUUCUGAUGAAACAGUUAAAUUUAUGACUACCGGCUACCUUUGUCCCCAGUGCAUCAGUAAACAUUGUGAGCUACCUGUGGAAUGUAGAGCUUGCGGUCUUACUCUAGUAUCCGCUCCACAUUUAGCCCGAUCAUAUCACUAUCUAUUUCCUGUUGAUCCUUUUAAAGAAAUUGCACCUGAUAGUGAUUAUACUAUCUGCUUUGGUUGCCAAAAAGCUUUUGCUCAAAAGGAUAAAAAGGUAUAUGCCUGUGGAAAAUGUAAUCAAAUGUUUUGUUUAGACUGUGAGAUUUUUAUUCAUGAGAUAUUGCACACGUGUCCUGGUUGUGCAAUAAAUCCCGAAACAUAUAAAAAAAGAGAGUCUACAGAUAGAUCAUGAAAUGGUAUACUUGAAAAGUAUAUUUAUUUAUAUAGGAAGAAAAUUUGUAUAAAUACAUAUGAACAUUGCGAUAAAAUAGAUGCAUUUUACUUGCGCGAGCGCAUUUGUUCCAGAUUAAAAAUAUUAAAGACAUUUUUAUAGAAAAAAAAGAAAAAUUUUCUUUGUAUACAGAUUACCUACCUACAACGUUAACGAUACUAAUUGUAAAUUAUUUGAGAAUAUGGAUGUAUGUAUAUAUAUAUACACACACACACACACACACACACACACAAUAUUUAUACAUUACAUAAUAAAAAGGGUAAAGAGUAUUGCCAAUAUAUUUUGACGAUUCCAUCUAAAACGAAAUAAGGUAUAUAUUUUGUGCAAAAAUAGUGUGAAGAGAGGGCGAGGAGAGAGAGAGAGAGAGAGAGAGAGAGAAAGAAUCUCCGAGCAUCUGAUAUGUGACUGGAAGUUUGCGAUAACAAGUUAGCGCAGCGACUCCUAACGCUACGCAAAUGUCCUACUUCAAUAGUAUAGUGGGGGAACAUUGAAGCUUAUUGUUACAUAGACAGGUGGAAAGUGGUUACUGUAAAAUUAUAGUACGUUAUUAAUUUGCGGUUGUCCGCCGAAGCAAUCAGUUCUUGAGUACGAUUGACGCAUUAGCAAUUUGAUUCACAUUAUUCAUCCUAUGUUGAUUAAAUUUAAUAUUGUGUACAUAUUAAUAUUCCUAUUUUAUACAUAUCAUCAAACUAAGGUAAGCUUGUUUAUUCAAUCACAUCAUGACAAGUAUUUGAUCAUUUUAAUGUCAAUCAAUGUCAGAGAAAUCUGUUUUACUAAUUGUUUAUUAUUAUUUGUCAAUUGUUCCCAUAAAGUACGUUGAAAGAUUCUUAUAAUAUUGAUAGUCGGUAGAAUAUAAAUAUUGUCACAUAUUUUAUGCAUAAAUGUUUAUGCAUGUUGUUCGUAAACGUGCACACACACACACACACACACACAAACACACACG
Acromyrmex echinatior (Panamanian leafcutter ant) is the source of this 2350-nucleotide messenger RNA. It is a transcript of the gene Ssl1, whose product is annotated as general transcription factor IIH subunit 2 Ssl1. The record is from RefSeq and is a predicted model, not a curated record. Gene Ontology annotation, cellular component: transcription factor TFIIH holo complex; transcription factor TFIIH core complex. Gene Ontology annotation, biological process: nucleotide-excision repair; DNA-templated transcription; regulation of transcription by RNA polymerase II. Lineage: Eukaryota; Metazoa; Arthropoda; Insecta; Hymenoptera; Formicidae. Gene Ontology annotation, molecular function: zinc ion binding.